Messenger RNA from Rhododendron vialii, 897 nucleotides. Its product is annotated as NAD(P)H-quinone oxidoreductase subunit L, chloroplastic. Bases 131 to 724 code for a protein of 197 amino acids. The record is from RefSeq and is a predicted model, not a curated record. The transcript has 5 exons. NCBI's taxonomy places the organism in Eukaryota, Viridiplantae, Streptophyta, Magnoliopsida, Ericales, Ericaceae. Gene Ontology annotation, molecular function: oxidoreductase activity, acting on NAD(P)H, quinone or similar compound as acceptor.
AGAUGUAAAGUUUGUUAAGUUCUUUUGUUUCGUCCUUUCUUUUGCAUUUUCUCUCUCUAUUUGGGUGGACACUGCACCAUGUAACUGAAUCUUGAAACAGAUAAGGAAACCACAAAGGGAGAGCUCUAAAAUGAGCAGCCCACUGAAUUUGAGCCUCCAAAUCCCCAGAGCUUUGCCUUCUCUCUGCAAUUCUCACAGUGCAAUUCCUUCUCUCUCCAUCCACUCCAAACUAAAGCAACACCACAACUCCAAACCAAACAAGCGUUGCGAAGAACGGGCAACAACCAUUACUGGCAAACUCACAGACUGCUUCAGUCCUAAAAAUUCAUCUUUGGCUAUCCAAGUUGGAGCUCUUUUCUGCACUGUUGUGCAGCCAGUGUUUGCUGUUACCGGAGAAAACAAUAACGACUACGACCUCACAGUUGAUUUGAUACAAUCAGGCAUCGCGGCCUUCAUAUACUUUCUUGUCGCACCUCCCAUAAUUUUGAACUGGCUUAGGAUCAGAUGGUACAGGAGAAAACUAUUGGAGACGUAUGUGCAGUUCAUGCUUGUGUUCAUGUUCUUUCCAGGCCUGCUGCUUUGGGCGCCCUUUCUCAACUUCAGGAAAUUCCCAAGGGAUCCAUCAAUGAAGUAUCCUUGGUCUACACCAGAGGAUCCUAGCAAAAUUCCCAACUCAUACCUCAAAUAUCCAUGGGCUUCCCCCGAAGAUUACGAUUUCGACUAAGUAAGAAGCUCUCAUAUUCAUACCCACGUAAUGUGCGCUUGUGAGCUGCAUGUAUUCUGUACAAUUCAGUUCCUAACUUCCUGAAGAUGUUCACUGCAACAACAUAAAUGUUACCAUUUCGCUAGUCGUAGCAAAUUUUCAGAGAAUGAAACCAUGUAGCAUCGUUUUGACAA